AUAACGAUUGGUUAAUUGUUUUCAUAUUUGAAAUAUAAUUCAGAUUGACCAAUCAGAUCAUCAUUUACAACUAACUAUUCUCCAAGUGUCUAGAAACGGUAAUCACGCACGUGGAUAGUCCACGUGUACUAAGUCUUGGUUGGACGAAAGAAAGAAAAAAAAAAAAAAAAAAGGCGAAGGGUCCAAGUUUCUCGACUGCGUCGGCGAUUAGAAUCGAGGGUGGUCCGUUCGAUGACGUGUCAUUAAUUCAUUCCAUCUAACUGGCCUCUAAAUACUUUAUAAUCUAUCAAAGAUGGCUGGACAAAUAAUCAGGAUUUGUUUAGCAUUUUGUAUUUUUAGUUUAAUAGUAGCAAUUCCUAAACCAGAAGAAGGAAAGAAAACUAGAGAUCCAUUAAGCAAUGAGAAACAUUAUGGAGACAAUGAUGAACACAAUACUGUUUAUGAUCACGAAGCAUUUUUGGGAGAAGACGAAGCUAAAUCAUUUGAUAAUUUAAGUCCUGAAGAAAGCAAGGAAAGAUUGAGUAAAAUUGUUGACCAAAUUGAUAAAGAUAAGGACCAGUUUGUUACACAGAAAGAGUUGGAUGAAUGGAUUCAGUAUACACAAAAGCGUUAUAUAAGGAAUGAUGUCGAGAGACAGUGGAAAGCUCACAACCCUGAUGAUAAGGAAAUGUUAACUUGGGAAGAUUAUAAAAAUAUCACUUAUGGUAACUUAGAUGAAACGGAUGAUGAUCCACAAGAUGAAAAUGCAAUAUCGUACAAAGAAAUGAUAAAGAGAGAUAAAAGGCGAUGGAAACUUGCUGACAAAAAUGGAGAUGAAGCAUUGGAUAAAGAAGAAUUUGGAGAUUUCUUACAUCCAGAGGAAGCCCCACACAUGCAUGAUAUAGUUUUAACUGAAACAUUAGAAGACAUUGAUAAGGAUAAAGAUGGAAAAAUUUCCUUAGAAGAAUAUAUAGGUGAUAUGUUUGGUGGAGCAGAAAAUCCAGAUGACGAGCCUGAUUGGGUGAAAAAUGAACGUGAGCAGUUCACCAAUUACAGGGAUAAAGACAAGGAUGGAUACUUAGACAGGGAAGAAAUAAGACAGUGGAUACUUCCACCUGAUUAUAAUCAUAGCGAAGCAGAAGCGAGGCAUCUAAUAUAUGAAUCUGACAUAAAUAAAGAUGGAAAACUUACAAAGGAGGAGAUCUUGGAAAAAUAUGAUGUCUUUGUAGGAAGUCAGGCCACAGAUUUUGGUGAAGCUUUAACUGCCACUCAUGACGAGUUUUAAUUUAAUAAAUUUUAUUAUUUUUUUUAAAAAAA
This is a messenger RNA of Centruroides sculpturatus (bark scorpion), 1296 nucleotides long. RefSeq names its product calumenin-A-like. The transcript is spliced from 7 exons. NCBI's taxonomy places the organism in Eukaryota, Metazoa, Arthropoda, Arachnida, Scorpiones, Buthidae. Gene Ontology annotation, cellular component: endoplasmic reticulum. Gene Ontology annotation, molecular function: calcium ion binding. The record is from RefSeq and is a predicted model, not a curated record. The coding region runs from base 293 to 1264 and encodes 323 amino acids.